Messenger RNA from Manduca sexta (tobacco hornworm), 1218 nucleotides. RefSeq names its product eukaryotic translation initiation factor 2 subunit 1-like. Gene Ontology annotation, molecular function: RNA binding; translation initiation factor activity; ribosome binding. Lineage: Eukaryota; Metazoa; Arthropoda; Insecta; Lepidoptera; Sphingidae. The transcript is spliced from 7 exons. The record is from RefSeq and is a predicted model, not a curated record. Gene Ontology annotation, cellular component: eukaryotic translation initiation factor 2 complex; multi-eIF complex; eukaryotic translation initiation factor 2B complex. Bases 151 to 1149 code for a protein of 332 amino acids.
CUAUAUUGAACUAUAUAAUUCUGUGAAACCGAACGUAAGAGGCAAAGCUGUCUGCCUGUUUUUAAGUCAACGUGAACAAGUUAAAGUUUCAUCAUCAUUUUUGUAAUUUUUUGUUAUUAACUUGAAUUCAAAUAGAUAUACAAUAACAAGAUGCCACUGUCGUGUCGGUUUUACCAAGAGAAAUAUCCUGAAGUGGAGGAUGUAGUGAUGGUGAACGUGCGGUCCAUCGCCGAGAUGGGCGCGUAUGUCCACCUCCUGGAGUAUAACAACAUCGAGGGCAUGAUUUUGCUGUCAGAGUUGUCCAGAAGACGUAUUAGGUCUAUUAACAAACUGAUCAGAGUGGGUAAGACAGAGCCCGUCGUCGUCAUCAGAGUGGACAAAGAAAAAGGUUACAUAGACUUGUCGAAACGUCGUGUAUCUACCGAGGACGUUGACAAGUGUACAGAAAGGUAUGCUAAGGCGAAAGCAGUGAACUCGAUCCUGCGCCACGUCGCCGAGCUGCUCCACUACGAGAACUCGGAACAACUAGAGGAGUUGUACAAGAGAACCGCUUGGCAUUUUGAAGAGAAGUACAAGAAAAAGGCGUCAGCAUAUGAUUUCUUUAAGCAGGCUGCUGUAGACCCAUCAGUCCUCAACGAGUGUGGACUGGACGAAAACACAAAGGAGGUACUCCUUGCCAAUAUCAAGAGGAAGCUCACCUCUCAAGCAGUGAAGAUUCGCGCUGACAUAGAAUGCGCGUGCUACGGCUACGAGGGCAUUGACGCGGUCCGCGCUGCGCUAAAGGCAGGCCUUGCGCUGUCCACCGUGGAGAUGCCUAUCAAAAUCAAUUUAAUUGCACCACCUUUGUAUGUAAUGACAACGUCAACCCCCGAAAAGACGGACGGCUUGAAAGCGCUUCAAGACGCUAUCGACAAAAUCAAAGAGACCAUCACAGUCGCGGGCGGUGUGUUUAAUGUGCAGAUGGCGCCUAAAGUGGUGACAGCCACCGACGAGGCCGAGCUGGCGCGGCAGAUGGAGCGCGCCGAGGCCGAGAACGCGGAGGUCGCAGGAGACUCCGCCGAGGAGGAUGAGGACCAAGGAAUGGGAGACGCUCGCAUGGAGGAAGAACCCCAGCAGAACGGAGCCUCAGACGAAGAGGAAGAAAACUAAAUCCUAUAUAUAUAUUGUAAACACUAAUGCAACUUCAUGUUAUGCUAUAAUAUACACCGGUUUUAUACA